AUGAAAACAUCUACACGCUCUCGCUCUGAUGCUUCCAAGAUUCCACGUCCAAUGAACUCUUUCAUGAUCUAUCGACUUGAAAAGCAACGAGAAAUUGUCAAGGAAUGCCCUGGCGCGAAUCACCGAGAUAUUUCCAAAAUCAUUGCCAAAUGGUGGAAAGAGAUGUCUGAAGAAGAAAAACAAUCUUACCGCACAAAAGCUCUUAUGGCUAGGCACGAACACUCUCAACGGUAACUAAAGCAACAGCAAAUAAAAAACUGUCUCACGAUACUCAUGUCUUUAUACUAUAGAUACCCUGACUACAAAUUCUGUCCGCAAAAGAAGGCUAAAAAGACAAGAACCUACAGGAAGCGCCCCAAGAACGAGUUUACUGCUAUUGACUUUGAAAGUAGACGACAAUUGAUCGAAAUCUAUCAUCGCCCUGUAAAAUCAGGUGAAGACAGCAACCCCUUUGUAAAGAAAAAAGAAAAUCAUGAUGCAAAUAUUGUUGUAUGGGAAGUACCCAGUGAUAAAGACAAGCCCAAGUUCACUUAUAGCAGCUGCAACUAUAGUCACUUGCAUCCUUAUUCAAGCACCCUCGGCGUUUCUCCUUCUGCUUCGCCCAUAUCAUUGACUUAUUCUUGUGCUCAUUCUACCAUGGACGGCUUCUGUGGUAGCUCUGAUUGUGGCUCUCCUUUAUCUGGCAAGACGCUUGAUCAUUUAGAUAACAGAGACCGAAGCAGCUCUCCCAUGGAACUCUUUCUUCAUAAUUACUCUGAAAGCGAUGCUGAUAAUACGAUGGUCGUACCAAGACAAGCCAUUACUGGUGACGCGUCUUUCCUGUCUGAGGCGAUGGAUAUGUGUUCUCCUCAAUAUGGUCAGCUCGCUGAUUACACUAGUUUAAUGUAUCCUAGGUGGAAUCAUAUUCUUAGAGAGCAGCCAUCAAUGGUUCCAACUUACUUUUAUACCACUUCACAACCGGCUUAUCCUUCAUAUUUUGAUCAAACUUUCUAUUAGCAAUGUCCCAUUGUGUGUGUGUAGACUUUAGACUUUUUCAUUGUAAAAUAAAACAAGAUUUUAACAUGCAUUUUGGUAUUUGUUCAAAAGCAUAA
Messenger RNA from Rhizopus microsporus ATCC 52813, 1091 nucleotides. RefSeq lists its product as uncharacterized. NCBI's taxonomy places the organism in Eukaryota, Fungi, Mucoromycota, Mucoromycetes, Mucorales, Rhizopodaceae. The record is from RefSeq and is a predicted model, not a curated record. Bases 274 to 996 code for a protein of 240 amino acids. The transcript has a single exon.